AUGUCAACCCUAGAAGAAGUUUUGGCUACGCGACACUCUUUGUCAGAGUAUCAUGUCUACCAUGAAUCUGAAUAUAACGUCCACAUCACACCAUUUUUGGAUAAGACAAAGGAGUUUGGACAUGACAGCAACAGGCAAAGCGACAGCGAAGAAGCAGGAGACCACGAAGACUCUCACAGAAGAAGCGACGAAUCCAAUAGCUAUUUCUUGCAUCAACCGAAACUCCUUUUCCACAAUCCUCCACGCGUUCUUCGCCGAGGUAGCCACAGGGACGGCGAACCAAUUUGUUUGCUAUACAGCGCACCGUUUUGGAGUCACUGGAAUGUGCAGUUUCAAGACAACCUUCCCGACAUACUCGAUCCUCGAGGAAUGGUUCCAUUUGAAAAUAGAAGCAGUCUGGAUAAUACUACCAAGGGCGAUGAUUGCGCCUUGACAGGAUACAAAGUGCGUACCUGGCGCGUCUGGGGCGAAAGCGGGAAAGCUUACCACAAUCGUGUGAAUGCUCGUCGCAAGAUGAAAAGGGAUGAAGGACUUGAUGAAGUUGCUAUUCACGAACCAAAAUUCGCGGACGAAGCAAUGCAACUGAAACUGUCGUCUCCUUUCCUCAAGCCCCGACGGUACGAAUUUCAAUAUGCAGGAAUACAUUUCUCUUGGGAGGGAACUCGGGAUUUGCCGGUGGAGGAUAAAUUGGCGAAGCUUCUUCUACCACUGAGUCAUUUGAAGCUUGUGGCACAAGUUCCUGGGAGGAAGAGCUACAUUAUUUGUCUAUUCUCCUCUACAAUAAAUCGCGACAAGUAUGGGCGACUCUGGAUUUUUGAUAAUAUGAUCUCCAAAGUACUUGAAGAGUCAGGCAGCUCCAGUUUCAGGGAUCGGAAUCAAAUUUCGGAAGAAGCAGCGUCACAGUCCGAACCUGACAUAAGGAGAACAAGGUUGUAUGAGCUUGUUAUGGCCACGUCGAUGUGUAUGAUUAUGGGGGAAUGGGAGAAGCGGAUGACCGUCUAUUUAAUGAUACUUCUGCUCAUUAUUGCGGGUAGAAGUGCGGUUAUUUGA
Penicillium waksmanii is the source of this 1050-nucleotide messenger RNA. RefSeq lists its product as uncharacterized. The record is from RefSeq and is a predicted model, not a curated record. Lineage: Eukaryota; Fungi; Ascomycota; Eurotiomycetes; Eurotiales; Aspergillaceae. Bases 1 to 1050 code for a protein of 349 amino acids. The transcript has a single exon.